GACCCGGGUAAUCUCGAAUCAGAUUUACAAACAGGUGCAGUUGCAGGAACGAAACUACUUUGGUUGUUAUUAUGGGCACAUGUGAUUGGUCUUAUCUUUCAAUUACUAUCUGCUAGAUUAGGCACAAUUACAGGAAAACAUCUUGCACAACUCAUUCGACAAAAUUACUCCACACGACUUACGUUGGUCCUAUGGGCCUUUGCUCAAAUCGCGAUUAUUGGCGCCGAUAUUUUAGAAAUUGUCGGUACUGCCGUCGCACUACACAUUCUGCUCCGACUUCCGUUAUGGGCUGGUGUCUUGAUGACUGCCACUGACACAUUUACAUUUAUGAUGAUUCAAAGGUAUGGUAUACGACGUUUGGAGGCGUUUUUUAUGGUCCUCAUCACGAUGAUGGCUGUCUGUUUCUGGGUCGAAUUAGUCAAAUCACAACCCAACGUCAAGGAAAUUUUGGAAGGUGUGCUGAUACCCAACAUCCCCAAAAAUGCCGAAUUUCAAGCCGUCGCCAUGUUGGGUGCCAUUGUUAUGCCACACAAUAUGUUUUUACACAGUGCACUUGUCAUGUCCCGUGAUUUGGGAACACAGCCUUCCAUUCGCAAGUUAAAGGAAGCUAACUUUUAUUUUGCUAUCGAGUCAGGUCUAGCGCUUAGUGUGUCCUUUUUUGUGAAUCUAGCUAUUGUUGUUGUCUUUGCCAAAGUGUUUUAUAAGCCUGAUCAAAUUGGAACAAUGAAAUUGCCUGGAUUAGAUGAUGCAGAUAUUGGAUUAAGCGGUACAUUGGGAUCUGCCGCCAAAUAUUUAUGGGCUGCCGGUUUGCUUGCAGCUGGUCAGAGUUCCACCAUGACGGGCACUUUAGCGGGUCAGUUUGUAACGGAAGGAUUCUUUGGUAAUAUUUUCAAAAAAGAUUGGCAUCGUGUAGCCGCAACCCGUAGUAUUUCAUUAAUACCCGGUAUGUUGGUUGCCAUAUUUGCUGUCGAUCAUUUCGAUACUAUGGGUGAAUUACUCAACGUGUUACAAAGUGUUUGUUUACCAACCGUGUUAAUUCCAAUUAUCAAAUUGUCUACCUCGUCCACUAUCUUAUCCAAGGAAUUCAUACCAAGUAAAAUAUUA
Mucor mucedo is the source of this 1104-nucleotide messenger RNA. RefSeq names its product NRAMP family. The annotation marks the transcript as partial. NCBI's taxonomy places the organism in Eukaryota, Fungi, Mucoromycota, Mucoromycetes, Mucorales, Mucoraceae. Gene Ontology annotation, biological process: metal ion transport. The record is from RefSeq and is a predicted model, not a curated record. Gene Ontology annotation, molecular function: cadmium ion transmembrane transporter activity; manganese ion transmembrane transporter activity. Gene Ontology annotation, cellular component: membrane. The transcript has 5 exons.